UGACUCGAAAGCUCCGCAUAAUAUUAUGAUAAGAGACGGAAGCCUCGGUGUCAAAGUGAAAGUCUGAAUUUGAUCUAAAGUUUUUUCGCUGCUGCUGUUUUGGAGUCUCGUGGUAAACGCUGUGGGGAAUUUACUCCGGUGUGUUAUCGACUAUAUAAAGGAGUUUACCAGAUUUUAUUUAUGGACUUGUUUACGUUAUUUUUGUUUAAAGUCUACACUGUAAGAUGGAGGACAGUAGCACUGUGUUCAAAGUCCUGCUAUUUCUCACGUUUUCUGUUCAUCCUUCAUCAGCAGACACACACUCUCUGCAGUACCUCUAUACUGCCAUCACACCAGCAAUACAUUUCCCAGAGUUCUCUGCUGUGGGUCUGAUGGAUGGAGGGCAGUGUUUGUACUACGACAGUAACAUCAGGAAGAUGAUACCAAAGACGGAGUGGAUGCAGAAGUUCUUUACUGAUGAUCCAGAUUACUGGAACAGAGAGACAGAGCGUGUGAAGGAUCGUCAGCACCAAUUCCAAGACACAGUGGCUGCAGUAAGGAAGAGCUUGAAUUCAAGUGAAGGAGUUCACACACUUCAGGGGAUGUACGGCUGUGAGCUCCAUGAUAGCACUACUAGAGGAUAUGAUCAGUACGGUUAUGAUGGAGAAGAUUUCAUCAGUCUGGAUCUGAACACUGGAACCUGGACUGCAGAUAAUGAUAAAGCUGUGAUCUUUAUAAAGCAGUGGGAUCCUACAGGAGAUGAAGCUCAAUACUGGAAGAACUACCUGAAAACUAACUGUAUUGAUCAGUUAAAGAAGUUUGUGUCUCAUGGCAGAGAGACUUUGGAGAGGAAAGAUCCUCCUACAGCAUCAGUGUUCCAGAAACACUCGCCUUCUCCAGAGGUGGUGUGUAACGCUACAGGUUUCUUCCCCAAAGCAGUGAAUAUCACCUGGAGGAAGGACGGAGAGGACGUGAACGAGGACGUGGAGCUCAGAGAGACGUUACCCAACCAGGAUGGAAGCUUUCAGAAGAGAAGCAUUCUGAAAGUCCCAGCUGAGGAUCUGCAGAAACACACCUACACCUGCGUGAUUCAGCACAGCAGCUUGAAGGAGGAGUUAGUGCUAGAAGUACCAAAAGGUGGAGGACUGAUGCCUAUCAUCGUUGGUGUUCUCGUGGCUCUCGUUGUUCUCGUUGUCGUUGUUGCUGGAAUUAUGGUCUGGAAGAAGAAGAACUCUGGUGAGAGGAGGAAGGAGGCAGAUGUGAAGUUUUCAGAGAACAGAUUUACACUUUCUAAUUCUUGAAGGAGAUUUGAUGAAUAUUUUGCUUGUUUUUAGUCUGAACUGAUAAACUGAUAAAUAACUGUCUGUCCAUCAUCUGUGUUUCAGGCUUUAAACGUGCUCCAGCUUCUGAAGAGUCUCCAACCACUAUUAAAGUGUGACUGUGUGUCUUUCUGCUGAACUGAGAGAGUAAGACAUGAUGAUGUUUAUGGAAUAAAAAUCUGUGUGGACUGAAAAUCCAGCAGAAAAACCUGAGCUUACAUUAAAUCUCAGCUCAGAGCUGAUCCUGUUUCUUUAGGAGACACCAGGAGAUGGAGAUGAGGACCACACACAAUAUGUAAAAUGUAUUUAUGAAUUUUGUUUGUACAUUUGUACAGUUUUCUAUGUGAUUGUGUUUGUAUGAGGCGCUGUUCUGUUCUGCUCCACUGAGCUCAGUGCUGUAGUAUGUGGUACUGUAUAUUUAUUAAUCUGUAAAUAAAUUCAUUAAAAAAUAAAUAGCUUCUAAAUAAGAACAUGAAGAAAA
Messenger RNA from Hemibagrus wyckioides, 1779 nucleotides. Its product is annotated as BOLA class I histocompatibility antigen, alpha chain BL3-7-like. The transcript is spliced from 5 exons. The record is from RefSeq and is a predicted model, not a curated record. Gene Ontology annotation, biological process: immune response. Gene Ontology annotation, cellular component: external side of plasma membrane. Bases 225 to 1280 code for a protein of 351 amino acids. NCBI's taxonomy places the organism in Eukaryota, Metazoa, Chordata, Actinopteri, Siluriformes, Bagridae.